AUGGCUUUUAAUUUACUGAAGCAAUCCGCAAAUACAGUGAUCAGAAAUGCGGUUGUGCCGUCGACAACGUCGGUUUCAAGAGGACUGUUCACUGGUGCUGUCCAAUUAGCUAAAGAAGACAAAGGAUUAGAACAAGUUUACACCAAAAAAGAGUCACUCUUGUUGGACACUAAUAAUGUCAUUGGAAAGACGUCUAACACGAGUGUUCAGAAUUAUAUUGAGGUCGAUAACAAAGUUGAUUUGAGUUCUGUUACCGGUGUACCCGAAGAACAUGUCAAAACUCGUUUGGUGAAAAUCAGUAAAGCUACCAAAAAUGUUAUGCAAUCCGGUACUGACAACACUCACAAUUGGGUGAUGGAAUUUGACAACAGAGAGCGUUGGGAAAAUCCAUUAAUGGGUUGGACAUCAUCUGGUGAUCCGUUGUCAAACAUGAAAAUUGAGUUUGUUGAACGAACCGAUGCCAUUAAUUUUUGCGAGAAAAAUGGAUGGAAAUGGUACUUAGAAGCAGAGAACAAGACCAGGCCCAUAAGAUCAAAGUCUUAUGCAAAUAACUUUUCAUGGAACAAACGUACAAGAACUUCUACCAAGUAA
Molecule: messenger RNA, 591 nt
Organism: Macrosiphum euphorbiae (potato aphid)
Lineage: Eukaryota; Metazoa; Arthropoda; Insecta; Hemiptera; Aphididae
Source: the annotation of a GenBank genome assembly